Messenger RNA from Telopea speciosissima, 519 nucleotides. RefSeq lists its product as uncharacterized. Lineage: Eukaryota; Viridiplantae; Streptophyta; Magnoliopsida; Proteales; Proteaceae. The transcript has 2 exons. The coding region runs from base 1 to 519 and encodes 172 amino acids. The record is from RefSeq and is a predicted model, not a curated record.
AUGUCUCUCCCAAAUAGUCUUUUGGCAUCUAUUCCUGUUCUUUCUGGGAACAAUUACAAGAGAUGGGUAGAGGACCUAGAAAUUAAUCUGGGACUGCUCGAUCUUGAUAUGGCUCUUCGAGAACCAAAACCUGGUGAUCCGACGGAUGUGAGUACGAAUGCUGAGAGAGUUAAGAUGAAAAAGUGGAUGACAGUUAAUUGGAAGUGCAUACUAGUUAUGAAGAAAUCCAUUCCUGAGUUGUUACGUGAUAGCGUUGAAGUGUCUCAGAAGGCUGAGAAAGGGGAUCUAACGAAUCAAAUUACGUCGGCUGUAUUCAAUGGUGCUGAGAGUGUCAGAGAACAUUUACUGAAUAUGGCUUACACUGCGAACAAGUCGAGGGAUCUUGGGAUGCCUAUAGAAGAACUUUUGGUGCAUCUUGCACUUAAAUCUCUCCCAGAUGUGUAUGUAAAUAUAAAGUCUGCAAAUGCUGCUCAGAAGGACAAAUGGACCAUGAAAGAACUGAUAUCUAUCUGCGCAUAA